UUUAUUAACGAUAUUUUCUAUUUCAUACAGAAAGGAACACUUUAUAAUUACGCAGAUGACAACACACUAUCUUUUAGUUCACCUGAUUUUAAUGAAGUUAAAAACGUUUUAGAACAAGAAAGUCAAAUUCUCAUUGAAUGGUUUAAUUUUAAUUGUAUGCAAGCUAAUCCAGAUAAAUUUCAGGCUAUAGCUGUUGGAAAAAGAACUUUUGAAAAAAAACCAACUUUUAAUAUUGGUCCAGCUGAUAUUACCUGCGAUGAAGUUGUUAAGCUGCUCGGUGUAGACAUAGAUUAUCAGUUAAAUUUUAAUGUUCAUAUAAGUAAUAUUUGUAAAAAGGCAGCAAGACAACUUAAUGUUUUGAAAAGAAUUGGGUCUAAUUUAAGUAAAUUAAAUAAGCUUACUAUAUUCCAUACAUUUAUAAUUUCAAAUUUUAACUUCUGUCCAAUGUCAUGGCAUUUCUGUUCUGAAGAUAAUACUAAAAAAAUGGAAAAAAAUCAGGAAAGAGCUCUAAGAUUUGUCUACAAUGACUAUGAAUCAUCGUACAAUAACCUACUAGCUAAAGUUAACUUACCAAGCUUACAUAUAAGAAGAAUGAAAACCAUGGCAAUAGAAACUUUCAGAAUACUAAAUAACUUAGCACCUCCUGUCUUAUCAGAAUUAGUACAUAAAAGAAAAUCUAAAUAUAAUUUCAGAUACACAAAUAUUUUGGAAAUCCCUAGAGUGAAAACAACUAAAUUUGGGGAUGCAGUAGUUCCUGUUGCUGAUUGCAAAGUGGAGCAAUACUCUUCCCAUCCCAAGCGUGAGAUGACCUUGAAUGAGUACCUUGACUAUUGGCAGGAGUACCAGGCUAAAGACUACCCUCCUGACUUGCCCUGUCUCUACCUGAAAGAUUGGCAUUUUACAAAGGCAUUUCCAGACUACACAGCCUAUGAAACUCCAGUGUAUUUCCAGUCUGAUUGGCUGAAUGAAUUCUGGGAUACACUACCCCAAGAUGACUAUAGAUUUGUCUACAUGGGUCCUAAAGGCACAUGGACCCCGUUCCACACAGAUGUGUAUAGAUCCCAUAGCUGGUCAGCAAACAUUUGUGGCCGUAAAAAAUGGAUCUUCUAUCCGCCUGGCUGUGAACAGAGUCUCAAGGACAGGCGUGGAAAUCUAGUGUAUGACAUCACCAGCCGUGACCUUGACAAUGUGACCUUGUACCCACAUGCUCGUGAGGUCAAAGGUCAACAGCUGCAGGUCAUUCAAGAUCAAGGUCAAAUCAUAUUUGUACCAAGUGGUUGGCAUCACCAGGUGUUUAAUUUGGAGGACACGAUCUCUAUCAACCACAACUGGCUGAAUGGCUCUAACGUUGACCUAUGUUGGCGCCACCUACAGGCCAGCCUAGGUGAUGUUCAACGGGAGAUAGCAGACUGUCGAGAUAUGGACAACUGGGAACAACAUUGCCAGGUGAUUCUGAAUGCCAGUGCUGGGAUAGACUACAAGACCUUUAUCAGACUUUUGAAGACAGUAGCAGCCAACAGACUGCACAAGUUACAGUCCAUUGGGAAAUCAACACAUUAUUCUCCCAUUGAAAAUUACGUUCAUGAGGUAUUUCACCAACAAAACUGUACACGAUUCAGUGAUGGCUGUAUAUCAUGCAGUGAAAAUAAACUUGAAAAAUUCACUCCAGAUAUAAAAAGCCAAAAGCCAAGUGCUUAUGGUGAUACCCUAUUCCAGGUAGAUUUACAGAACUUUGCCGCCAACUAUGCAGUGCAAUCUCGAGAUAGAAAAAUGUGCUCUUGUGAAAAUCUAGAUGUUAAAGACCAUAGAUGUGCAUAUGGUGAUAUCCUAGUACAACUGAAUUUGUCAAACUGUUCCUCAUUCAGCGAAAAUAAAUCAACUGACAAACAACAGUGCUCUUGUGAAAAUACUGAUCCAGUGCCAGAAUACCAAAGAUGUGCUAAAAGUGAUCCCCAAAAUCUACAGAACUGUAAGACAUAUAGUGGAAAGACAUGCAAACAUUAUUCUUGUGAAAAGUUCCAGCCAAGUGCAAAGUGCCAAGCAUGUGACAAAACAACAGGUAUUGAAGAUUUUGAAGAAAUACAAGUAAGUGGUAGUAGAAAUUGCUUAGUUGAAAAAAGCUGUACUCCACUGAAUGGAUAUGAUUUGACUGUAGUUGUGUGUGAAUCUGAGAGCAUUAGAAAGAUUCCUAGUAUGCCUAAGGUUCUUGACAAAUGUCAUAGUUUUGUAGAAUGUGUUAGCUGCAAAGCUGUAUUACAUACUACUGUUUUUGAUGGUGAAUGGUUUAUAACGUUUGAUCUGCAUAGAAUUAAUGAAAUUUGUGUUGAUAUAGCAAAUGAUAGUGAUUAUAAGAAAUUGCCUUUUAACUGUAAAGACAGUGUUGAAAACGUGUUAAAAAUGUUAGAUGGAUUUUGUUAAAAACAACAACAUCUUCAGUUUCUACUUUUUAAUUAUUUUUGUUAUUUCUUUUGGCUCAACUGUUUUCACAAUGCAGAGCAUAUAUUGUAUUUGUCCUUAUGCUCACCUUUUGAGCUACUGUUUGUUAAUGACCAUUUUUUGUAGUAAGAUUAUGUACUACAUGGUAACUUAUGUGCCAUUGUUGUCAUGUUUUGCUCAUUGCAAGGAACCAGAUGUUGCCCAUGACAUGGGUAUACAUAUCCAAUUUGACAAUAGCAGUCAUCUACAUUACUCUUUUGGAUGACUAAGCACAAUUUUAUAGAAUUCUGCUUGCCAUAACAUUUUUUAACAACUCCUGCACAGAAUUUAAAUUUGAGCAAGCCCGGAAAGCUUUUUUCUAAUACGGGGCUUGCUGGGUUGUGCUAAUUUUGACCAUUGUAAUAGACCAAUUUCCAGGUAGGCCUUUAUCCCUGUCAUGUAUUUCUCCCGUGAUGAAAUUAACCGUGAACAUAAGACAAGCAUUCCAAUAUAUAUGCUUUUCUCAGCUCUUUUUUGAUAAAAACAAAUUGAUUCAUAGUUGUCUGCACAAGGAGACCAUCCACUUAAAGGGAUUAUAGCAGGUAUGUUAUUGCAUUUAUGUACAUACAUAUACAAUAAAUACAUAUACUAUUGUUUUUAUAGGGGGUUAAGCUCAGCGCUCUUGUGAUAGAAUAAACAUGCAGGUAGCUAGCUUUUAGUUGUAGCUUACAUGUAGUUAAAGUUUCCCAUUGAAGUAGUCUUCCCAAUAUUUUUUUACAUGUUUCAUUGAUAAUUCUAAGGUAUAACAUGUAAACGGUGGCCUAAAUUACUUUUUGUUCUUAUUUCACUAGCCUAUGUAUGAUAUAGGCACUUAUCCUACCGUUUCUAUUGUAUGUUAACCCUUACAAAAGACACAUGAUAGGAUAUGUUUUGCUGGCACAUUGUCAUUAUUACUUACCGUUGUUGAUAUAGUUGUAACUGACAUUGUCAUUAUUAGUUACCGUUGUUGAUAUAGCAGUAACUCUCUCACAUAGCUCUAUCACCUCUUUAUUGAGGCCCUCAUUAGUGAGAUCUUGCCCAUACAUACUAUUAACGAGGGUAGCCCAUCAAUGAGGGUAAGCGACUAUGUUGACAACCGAAACAGCGUUGUUUAAACACGGAGUACAUUUUCUCACCUAUUUCUUUUGCGUAAUAACAGUCCAAAUAAGACUGCAGUAAUGAGUUUUUUUAACUUAAAAGUGUGGAACAUUUAUGACUUCUCAUGUCUACAUCUAGAGAUGAAAUUGUCUCGUCCUACGCCAGUCAGUUUCAUAUAAUGCAUUAAAAUCGUAAAAAUGUUUCUCGUGCCCAAUAAGAUAACGUCGCUCACAUUCCAUUUGUUGAUUUUAACGCCGCAAGCAAAACAUUCCACCAUGUCUCCUUCUCUGAUGUAAAAGAAUCCCGUUCCUGCCUAUUCAUUUUUAUCCUGUUUCAUUUGUUUUGGCCAUUAUUCAAAUAUACUUUAACGAUCCUCAUACUUGCAAUGCUGGUGGCAGUGUAGUCUACGUCCGAAAAGUCAUGUUUCACUGGCAUUCAUGGUGGACAACACUGAUAAUCAACACGUUUACCAUUGUUGAAAGUCUUAGUAUGAAGCUGGAUUGCACUUGAAGCAUUUACAGUCAGAUAUUUGAUUACGAGCCUCUUUUGGAACAAAGAAGUCGCCGAUAACUUCAAUGUUGAUUUUUGUUUUGUUGGGAAUGCUGCGUAGGCUCUAACUUCUCCUUGUUCUCGCCGUUUCAUCUAAUAAUGUUUCACCAAAAUCCCAAUAUUAAUUAAUGCCGGGAAGACCUAGGACAUUUUGCGAGAAUACUUUCUUCCAGCACAUUUUCAGUCGUAUUCUAAAAUUUUAUUGAGUGGUUGAUUUUAAUAUGGUCCUGCUCGGGACAUCGUUUAUCUUAGAGGUUUGGUUUUUUGGAAUAGCAUCAGAUAACACUGAACUCUCGAUACGCUUUCUCGAUGGAGAACUUUAUUUUUUUUCGGUGAAUCAGGGUUUUGAAAAUGUCUUUUGGUAAAUAGCGAUGUCUACUUCUUAUAUGAUGAGAAACGUAAAAUUUGGUCAUCUACGCAUAACACAGGGUAAUGAGCUACUGAUCAUGCAACUCGUGAA
This is a messenger RNA of Mya arenaria, 4561 nucleotides long. RefSeq names its product 2-oxoglutarate and iron-dependent oxygenase JMJD4-like. Bases 157 to 2418 code for a protein of 753 amino acids. Gene Ontology annotation, molecular function: sequence-specific DNA binding; histone H4R3 demethylase activity. The record is from RefSeq and is a predicted model, not a curated record. The transcript is spliced from 7 exons. Gene Ontology annotation, cellular component: nucleus; cytoplasm. NCBI's taxonomy places the organism in Eukaryota, Metazoa, Mollusca, Bivalvia, Myida, Myidae. Gene Ontology annotation, biological process: positive regulation of translational termination; negative regulation of gene expression; protein hydroxylation.